UCCGUCUAUUCACAGCAGAGCAGCACUAUCUGCGCAACAGGAGACGGGGAGGGGAGAGGAACGCGCUCUGUCCUCUGUCUGGACAGCAGAGGAGACGACUUAAACCCACAAAGACUACCUUAUUAAAACUUCAGAACAACACCGUAAACAUGAGUUUGUACGGCUCCAACCAGAGACUGCACCAAAUGGGCCCGAGAAGUAACUCUCGGCCGGAUUUGGCGAGUCCAAGCUUCAGAAACGACGUGUUUGUCGGUGGAAACGACGUUCAUGGAGACUACCAGGGGGAAGGAUACACCUAUACCACCUUUACCAGGUCCUCCAUGCACGGCGGGGGAGGCGGACAGAAGAUUUAUGUUAGCAAGGGCGGAGGUGGUGGAGUAAGUGUACUUGCUAUCCAGCAAAAAGCGAUGUUCCUAACAGGCCAGUGCCAGGAGUUCCUCCAGCAGGCAAAGAUGAUCAUUCAGAAUAGGGGCCCAGCAGGAGAGGCAGAAAGGCUUUUGAACAUGGCUGCUGAAAGCAUGGACCAGUUGAGUGUGUGCGGCAGAGAGCUGCAGCAGAUGCGUAUACCCAACAACGUCUUUCAAGACUUAGAACACUUCAAGCAGUUGCAUGUCUUCAUCAAACAGCACUUGGUUGGAGGUCUGGGCAUAAGACCGGCCAGUGUGAGCUCCCUUGACGGGGGCAGGGUCUUUGAUGAUGCCAUGGCCUGGAUUGCACAACAGAAGCGCAUGAUCGAGAUGGCUCCAUUUGGUGAUGACGCUGAAUCCAUAGAGAAGCAAAUCAUGAGCCACAGCAAAACCCACAGCUCCAUCCAGAGAAGCCAGGAGGUAGACCUAGCCAGAAAUGAACUGCGUUCAAGGGGGGAUAAGUACAACGGUACCAUCCUGGAACAGGAAUGGGACAGUCUGCAGAAAAUGUCCAGCAACCGCAUGGUGCAGCUGCGGGAGCUGCAGGGCAUCAUCCAGGAAAUCUCCCGAGCUAUCAUGUGGGUGAAUGGGAAGGAGGAAGAGGAGCUGGUUUUUGACUGGGGACACAAGAACAUUGAUCAGUACAUCAUAAAGAAGCAAGAGAGCUACUCAGGUCUGAUGAGGGAUCUGGAGGAGAAAGAGAAGGAGCUAAACAAGCUAAAGCUAAAAGCAGACGGCCUCCUGAACAACAACCAUCCCGCCUCAGAUAAGAUUGAAGCUUAUAUGGAUACCCUGCAGACCCAGUGGAGCUGGCUUCUCCAGAUUACCAAGUGCAUUUCUGUGCAUUUGAAGGAGAAUGCUGCCUACAGCCAGUUCUUCAAAGAUGCCAAUGAGACCUACGCAAAGCUGCAAAAGGAGCAUGAGAACAUUCGAAGCAAGUUUACCUGUGACAAGGGCACUUCUCUGGAGAACCUCAAUGAACUCCUGAAGAACCUGGAGAGAGAGAGGGAGCAAAUAGUGGAGCAGAAGAGGCAGGUCCAAAGUCUGGUCAACAAAUCUAAGUCCAUUGUGAGGCUUAGACCUCGCAACCCAGAGGAGAAGAGCAGCAGCCCUGUGAUGGUACAGGCCCUAUGUGACUUCAAACAAGACCAGAAAGGCAUAUUCAAAGGGAAUGAGGGCAUCCUGAAGGAUAACUCACAGCGCAGUAAAUGGCUUGUGACAGGACCUGGAGGCCUGGAUAUGAUGAUCCCCUCUGUGUGUCUCCUGAUCCCCCCACCAAACCCGCUCAGCGUCAGCCUUGCCAACAAGAAUGAGCAGUAUUAUGAAUCCAUCAUGGGCAUCUGGAACCAGCUUUACAUCAACAUUAAGAGUCUCAUCUCGUGGCAGUAUUGUGUCAAAGAUAUCAACUACAUCAACUCCCUCACACUCACCAUGCUGUCUAAAAUGCCUCCUGAGGAGUACCGCAGAAUUAUUAAAAGCCUGGAGACUCAUUACCAAGAGUUCCUGCUUACCAGCCAAGGCUCUGAUCUGUUUGAGGAGAAAGACAAGGUCACCAUCAAGGGCUACUUUGAUGAAGCCCUGGUCCACUAUGAUACAUUAGUACUUCAGCUGCAUUCAGCUAACAAUGAAGAGGUGAAGCCAGAGGGGAAGCAAGAAGAGAAGUCAGAACCCCCUAAGCCACAACCUCCAACCCCCUGUCUAACGCCCAAGAUUACCCUCAACCUCAGACUGCUCACCAGUCUGCAGGAGAUCCGGCGCAGGCUGGAGCUGGCAGAGUCUGGUCUCACCAGCCAUCUCCACAUUCCCCUGGGAGAGAACAGUGUGCAUGAGUGCACAGUGCACAUCCAGAACCUGCAGGCUGUGCAGCAAGACUUGGACUCCAUUCAUAAUGAGUUAGUUCUCCUAAGAGUAAAGAUAAAAAAGCAGCUGGAAGGAAUACCUGCAGACUCAGAGCAGGCCAAGUUCCUUCGCAAUGAGUGGGAUAUCAUCAACCAAAAACUGGGAGGCCUCAUGGGACUGUAUUCUGCAUACAGUCAAAGGCUGUCAGCUCUUCAGGGCUUACUCCAAAGCCUUCUCCAGGCUGAAGACAUCAUUAAAGUCAAUGAGGCCCGGCUGACAGAGAAGGAGACCUCCUCACUGGACCUAAGAGAGUUGGAGAUCCAACGAGGCACUCUAAAGCAAAUAAAGAGUGAACUGGAGCAAAAAAGAGACCUGCUGACAGCCAUGGAGUCUGAUCUUAAAAAAGCCAUGCACUGGAACAGUCAAAUCUCAGAGCCUUUCCACAAGUGUGAUGUGGAUUUGUCCAAAUACUCUGAUCUGGUGGGUCAGCUGUCUGAUCGUUGGCACCGCAUCCAAACCCAAGUUGAUAGCAGAGUGUGGGACUUGGAGAAGCAAGAGAAACAGCUGAAACAUUAUCAGCAGGGCAGCACUUCCCUAGACCAGUGGAUAGACAAUGCCAGGAAGCGCCAGGACGACAUGCAGAUGGUUAAAUUCAACGAUGUCCAGACUCUAAUGGAUCACCUCAACCAACAGAAGGCACUUCACACAGAAAUCAAAGGAAAAAAGGAGAAAGUAGAGGAUGUGCAGAAAAAUGCAGAUACCUGUGCUGCCUCCAUAAAGGACUAUGAGCUACAGCUGGCCUCCUACAGUUCAGGCCUGGAAACUCUGCUUAAUAUUCCUAUCAAGAGCACAAUGCUUCAGUCCCCGGCAUCAGUAGUUAGACAAGAGGCAGCGGACCUUCAGUCCAACUACAUCGAGCUUCUUACCCGCUCUAGUGACUACUACAAGUUUCUUGGGGAGCUGCUAAAGAACAUGGAGGAUUUAAAGAUUAGGAACACUAAGAUUGAGAUGCUGGAAGAGGAACUGAGGCGUUUGAAGGAAGACAUCCGUGAUCGAAAUCAGAAAACCAAGGCACUGGAGGAUGCUUUAUCCCGCUAUAAGCUGGAGCUCACUCAAUCAAAAGACCAGCUCAUUUCUUUGGAGGAAGAGAAGAGAACCAUUGUGAUACAACUUAAUACCGCCAGGGAUAGCCUGAACAGCACAAACAGCCAGCUUCCAGAUUUAAAUGAUCAGUUAAUGCGCAUUAAAUACCAGCUGGAUGAGGAGAAACGAAGUAGAAGGUUGGCAGAGGAACGCUACACAAGUCAGCAAGAAGAGUAUGAGGCAGCAGUGCGUCGUAGACAGAAAGAACAGGAAGAGCUCAACUGGGCAAAGAUUGACUUGGAGAAAGCCGUGAAGGACAAGGAACGUGAACUAGAGAGGCUGAAGAUACUGCUGGAGGAGGAAGCAACACGUCGACGAACCGCUGAAUCAGAAAUCUCACAGGUAAGAACACAGUGCACCCAGGAGAUUAAACAACUUAAGCUGACAUACGAGACAGAGAUCCACGCCACCAACACCACAUUCCUGAGUGCCUCGCAGCAGAAAGAGGAGGAUGCAGCAGAGCUGAGACUUCAAACUGACAGACUAACAAAGGAUAAGAGAGAUCUGGAGCAGGAGCUGAUGAGGAUGAGGCAGUCCAUUGCUCACACAGAAGAACAGAGGAGCAGAGCAGAGCACGAGGCCAACCAGCAGAGGGCCUCAGUGACACAGGAGACAAGGAUUCGCAGUGAGUUGGAGAUCCAGCUGAGAACACUCAUGAACCAGAAAGAAGAUGAUGAACACAAUCUAAAGGAAGCCAACAAGAGCAAUCAGGAAAAGUCCAGGCAGAUCAGCAUACUAACAUUCAACCUGGAGGAGGAGGGGAAAAAGAGGAGAGCACUGGAAUUAGAAAUCAAUCGUCUAAAGCAGGCUGAGGCAGAGCUGAAGGCAAGGAACACAUCAUAUGUGGAGGAGAUCAAAAUGCUUAAAGUGUCUGAGCAGGAGAUGCGCAUCACUCGAAUAGAGCUGGAGAAUCAGACAAGUGAGAAAAAGAAGGCUGAGCAGAGUUCUGCCAGGCUACAAAACCGCAUCCAAGAACUUCAGGGAUCUCUGGAUAGAUUGGAUGCUGAGCUGGAAAAGCAAAAGAAGUCAACCCAGGAGGAGUUCACACGUAGAAAGAGAAUGGAGGCAGAGCUGGAAAGGAUGACACAUACUUGCAGAGAGCACACCACUACAAUUAACACACUGAAAACCAUCCAGAUAGAGGCAUCCAAUUCUGGGAGGAAGUAUGAGCAGGACCUCAGUGCCCUCCAGGCUGCCCUGGAUAAGAGCCUAAGGGAUCAUAAAAUCACAAAGGAUGAACUGGCAGCCGUUACAGCCGAGCUGAGGGCACUCAAACAAAAACUCCUACAGGAAGAGGCUCGAAUUCGUGAACUCAACCAACGUAAUGAGAGUCUGUACAAGACCAUUGAAGAAAAGAGCCGCCAACUUAACGAUUACACCACAGAGAUCGAGAAGCUGAAGACGCUGACGCAGAACCUGACAAAGGAAAGAUUGAGGCUGGAGGAGGAGCUGAGGGUGGUUAGACAGGAGAGAGAUGACAUAAAGAAAAACAAGGAUACAGUUGAUGGAGAAAAGGCGUCUCAGAUCUCAUCCCUGCAUGUCCAGCUUCAGAGUAGCACCAAGAGGACGACGGAGCUCCAGGCUCUCAUCAAUGACCUGACCAGAGAGAGAGAAAAGCUAAAAGUGGAAAUUGACAAAAUACAAAAGCAAUCUAUUGAGACAUCCAUUGUAGCGCAUAAGUCCCAAAGCCAGUACAGUGAACUGCUGAUGGAAAAGAACAGCUUGGUAACCAAGCUUAAAGGACUUGAGCAAGACAGGCCCCGUAUGCAGCGCCUCGAAGAGGAGCUCAACCGCAUCAAGAUAACAUUGGAAACUGAAGUCCACAACAAACAGCGGCUUCAGGAGGAAAAGAAUAACCUCCUCAAGGACUUCAACUACAUGAAGAGCCAGUUUGAGAUCAGGGACAGCCAGAUUAAGCAGUGGGAGUCAGACAGAGACAAGUUUGAUCGAGAGAGGCUCUCCCUGAAGAAUGAGAUCGAGAGACUUACAAGGGAGCUUAAAAGCAUCGAGGAGAGGUACAAGAGUCGACUGUUCAGCUCUGAAAAAGAAGCAAAAGACCUGGCUCUUAGGAGAGAUGCAUUGGAGAGAGAGAUUCUGAGGCUGCAGCAGAGACCAAGCACCAUCAGCAGGCAGACCCAGACAGAUGAGAAGAUCCCAACAAUCGAUCCGUCCAAGCUGAUCUUUGAUGGAGUGCGCCGCAAAGUCACUGCCCACCAGCUUUGUGACUGUGGCAUAAUCAGUAAAACCACUUUAGACCAGCUCCUGAAGGGACACAAGACUGUAGAUGAGGUAGCCGUGGACAUCCAGCAGAGUCUGAAGGGUACUGGUGUCAUUGCCGGCAUGAUAACUGGCUCUCAAGGAAAAAUGCCAUUCACUGAAGCCAAACACAAGAACCUCCUUAGUCCAGAGAGCGCCCUUAUGCUCUUGGAAGCUCAAGCAGCGACAGGUUACAUCAUUGACCCUGCAUUUAAUGAGAAGAUGCAAGUGGAUACUGCCUGUUCAAGAGGAAUUGUUGACACAGAAGAUAGAGACAUCUUAGUGAAAGCUGAAGCAGCUAGCACAGGCUUUAAAGAUCCCUACACUGGCAAAGUGUUAUCUGUGGGUCAGGCUUGUAAACAGGGCCAUGUAGAUAAAGAUACAGCUGUCCGCUUGCUUCAGGCUCAAGAAUCUGUUGGAGGCAUAAUCGACCCUGUUUUGAGCGUCUACCUUCCGAAAGAUCUGGCCUUAGAUCGGAAUCUUAUUGAUGAGGAUCUCUACAGAGCUUUAAACAAAAAGCCCACCUGCUACCUGGAUCCAGCAACCAGUCAGAAGACAAACUAUAAUGACCUGAGGAAUAAGUGUUCAGUGGACCCUGUUUCUGGUUUACUUCUACUUCGUGGUCCAGAAAAGCCCAUGACAGUGCAGGGUCUUCGUGAUGUAGUCCCCAUCACAGAGCUCAUCGAUGCUGGACUGCUAGAUGAAACUGAUGCAGCAAAGCUCAAUAGGGGUGAAUUAACCUGCAGAGACAUCGAAGACAAGCUCAGGUCCUAUCUUUAUGGCUCCACCUGCAUUGCAGGGAUCUACGAUGAGGCCAAAGACCGGAUAAUGCCUUUUUAUCAGGCUAUGAAGGAUGGCCUGCUCAUGAGAGGAACCACCCUGGAGCUCCUUGAGGCUCAAGCUGCUUCUGGUUUCAUUGUUGAUCCAGUUAACAAUGUCUUCUUGACAGUAGAGGAGGCCUCAAAGAGGGGGCUGAUCGGAAAAGAGUUUAAGAACAAGCUGCUGUCUGCAGAGAAGGCGGUAACUGGAUACACAGACCCACACACAGGAAAGAAAAUCUCCCUCUUCCAGGCUAUUGAGAAAGAUCUUAUUGAAAAAGGUCAUGGAAUCCGUCUUCUUGAGGCCCAGAUAGCCAGUGGUGGGAUUAUUGACCCUAAAGAGAGCCAUCGUAUUGAUGUCGCAGUUGCCUAUAAAAGAGGAUAUUUUGAUGAGGAGAUGAAUGAGAUCCUGACUUAUGAAGGAGAUGACACCAAAGGUUUCUUUGACCCUAACACUAAAGAGAACCUGACCUAUCUUCAGCUGAAGGACAGGUGCAUCACUGAUAGCAAAACAAACCUAAUACUCCUGCCUCUCAGAGACAAGAAGAAAGCCAAGAAAUCAGAGGAAAGCCGUACCAAUGUUCUUCGUAAAAGGCGAGUUGUGAUCGUUGAUCCAGACACUGGGCUGGAGAUGUCAGUGAGGGAGGCCUAUCAUCGGGAGCUUAUUGACUAUGACACAUUCCUUGACUUGUCAGAGCAGGAAUGUGAGUGGGAGGAAAUAACCAUCACAGGGUCUGAUGGCUGUGCACGCUUGGUUAUAGUGGACAGGAAAACAGGAACCCAGUAUGACAUCCAGGACUGCCUGGACCGCAAGAUCAUUGACCAGAAGUCAUUUGAUAAGUAUCGUGCUGGAACACUAACCUUGACCCAGUUUGCUGAUGAAAUAACAAGCAGAACCAGUGCCAUAGAGAUGGCCAUUUCAGCCAGCAAUGUUGACGACAUAGUCACCUGCAGCAGUCCCAUCCAGGCUGCACCAUCUUCUCCAACCGUCCGUAAACGCUUCAACAGUAUUUCUAUCACUGUAUCUCCCCCUGAGAUGUUUGACGACCAGAGCCCAGUGGCAGCUAUAUUCGACACAGAGACCUUGGAGAAAAUUACAAUACCUGAAGCACUUCGAAGAGGCAUAGUCGACACUCUUACAGCACAGAGGCUUCUAGAGGCCCAGGUAUGCACAGGUGGCAUUAUCAAUCCUGCCACUGGUGAGAGACUAUCUCUCCAAGAUGCAGUGCAUCAAAGCAUCAUUGAUGAAAGCAUGGCCAGUAAACUUAAACCUGCCCUGAAAGCCUAUGUUGGCUUUGAGGAUGUGAAAGUUAAAAGGAAGAUGUCUGCAGCAGAAGCAGUGAAAGAGACAUGGCUGCCUUAUGAUGCUGGCCAAAGAUUUUUAGAGUUUCAGUACCUGACAGGAGGCUUGAUAGAUCCAACUACUGGAAGCCGCAUCACUAUUGAAGAGGCUAUCAGCAAAGGUUGGCUGGAUGGUAGAGGAGCCCAGAAGCUUCAAGAUACAAGGAACCAUCAGAAGAAUUUGACCUGCCCUAAGACCAAACUGAAGAUCUCCUACAAAGAAGCCAUGGACAGCUGCAUGGUGGAGGAAAGUAAUGGGAUGAAGAUGCUGCAAGCCUCGUCCAUUUCCUCAAAGGGAAUCAGCAGCCCUUACAAUGUUUCUAACCCAGGAUCCCGCUCUGGGUCCAGGGCUGGCUCCCGAACCGGCUCCAGGAGUGGAUCUCGUAGAGGCAGUGUGGAUUACUCUUCUUCUUACAGCAUGAGCUUCUCCACCACCAGUACAUCCCAUAGCAGCAGCUCUCACUUUUAACAACCUUAACAAAUGAAAUUAAACUAGACACAUACCAGCAGCUCCUAUGCAGUUUGCUUUACUAAUUUUUUUCUGCUAUCUGUGAGAUUUUGUGUGUUUUUAUAAAUCCUUACACUGAUUUAUUUGAAUUCUCUGAUUUUUUUUUAAAGUUUGCGGUGAUUUGGUGUUUUCAAUAUCAUAUAAACUACAAAAUAUCAAUGCUUUUUCUAACAUUCACAGUAAUUGAAUGUAUUUGUUAUUGCUCAUUUGAACAUAAGGGUUUUUUUUAGAAUUAAAAGUUAUUUUACUGUAUGCUUGUUAGCCUCAACUCUAGCAGAGAGGCAACAUUAAAUCUGUUAUUUUUUGUAGUGUGUUAUUCGCUCCUUGACUAAAAUGUGUUUUGUUUUUUAGAAAAUUAUUUGUCUGACACCUACAAACGCUGUUUUGGAUGAGAAUACUGACUUGAGUUUUAAAUGAUCAACCUGAAAAUGUUUGGCAAUUGAAUUGUUGUCAUGAGAUUGAAAAUAAAUUUUUCUCAACAA
Messenger RNA from Cheilinus undulatus (humphead wrasse), 8794 nucleotides. It is a transcript of the gene dspa, whose product is annotated as desmoplakin a. The transcript is spliced from 24 exons. The record is from RefSeq and is a predicted model, not a curated record. Gene Ontology annotation, biological process: intermediate filament cytoskeleton organization; skin development; wound healing. Gene Ontology annotation, cellular component: intercalated disc; cytoplasm; cytoskeleton. Lineage: Eukaryota; Metazoa; Chordata; Actinopteri; Labriformes; Labridae. Bases 150 to 8273 code for a protein of 2707 amino acids. Gene Ontology annotation, molecular function: structural molecule activity.